GGGUUAACAGCUUUUUGACAGCAGCAGCAGCAGGUUGUGUAAGGAAGGACGCACGUGAGCACAUCAGUCUCUAUCCAUCAUACAACUUUUAUCGAGUGGAAAUGUCGAGUCUGUCAGCAGCGAGUGUGGAGGCUUCACCUGCAGCGAUAGAGGGAGCAGAGCAGAAAAAGCCACUCAAACCCUGCUGUGCCUGUCCCGAGACCAAGAAAGAAAGAGAUGCCUGCAUCAUUGAAAAGGGGGAGGAAAGCUGCACACACCUCAUCGAGGCACACAAGGAAUGCAUGAGAGCGCUUGGUUUUAACAUAUAACACCACUAUCAUCAUCAUCAUGAGUGAAUGUGUGUGACUGCUUGCGUGGAACGGGACCCGGUGUGCUCUAUUUAUACUUUUUACACUUCAGGGAAGAUUAUAUGAAGCUGAAUUUUUUCUUCUGAGGGAUAUGUGUGUGUUUUCUUUUUCUUGCUUUCACGUGUGAUUUAUGUAUGUUUAUGGUCAAUAAAGAUCCUAUGCAAGAUGUCAA
Molecule: messenger RNA, 519 nt
Organism: Danio rerio (zebrafish)
Lineage: Eukaryota; Metazoa; Chordata; Actinopteri; Cypriniformes; Danionidae
Gene: cox17
Product: cytochrome c oxidase copper chaperone COX17
Cellular component (GO): mitochondrial intermembrane space; cytoplasm
Molecular function (GO): copper chaperone activity; copper ion binding
Source: RefSeq, marked validated